Procambarus clarkii (red swamp crayfish) is the source of this 624-nucleotide messenger RNA. RefSeq names its product complement C1q-like protein 4. Gene Ontology annotation, molecular function: protein binding. NCBI's taxonomy places the organism in Eukaryota, Metazoa, Arthropoda, Malacostraca, Decapoda, Cambaridae. The record is from RefSeq and is a predicted model, not a curated record.
GUCAGACCAUUCAGUUGGUGUUUUGAUUUCGUUCCUGGUUAUAUAACUAGUUAACUAAUAGACAAAUAUGUCGCCCCGUGGUCUCAUCAUGGCAGCGUUACUGGUUAUCAGUACACAACAGGAUGUAACUCUCCCAACUGAGACAGGCUUUAGGCCCCGUCCAAUGGUGACUGUCUCGCCACCCACAACUGACAGUAAUACUACCUUGCCUGCUUCAGCUCCUGGAGGUGACGUUGCCUUCACAGUGAAAAAGGCGGCAAACUUAACUAUGACCCUACCAGCUACAGUAAUAUUCCAGGAGGUCGUAACUAAUGCUGGUGAAGCCUGGCAUCAAAACUCCAGCGAGUUCGUGGUACCAGUUGAUGGAGGUUAUUUCUUAACCUUUAACGCUGUUGGUGGCAACAGUAGCGACUUCACGAUGGCUCUGCUAAAGAACAAAGUUCCUCAAGUGACUGCAUAUGGAACGCUAAGCCAUUUUGAACACUCUUCUAACUCGGUGUUCUUGGAGCUCCACCGUGGUGACGUGGUGUCCCUGCAGCUGCAGGAGGGCAUGAUCUACGACCACCCUUUUAACGAGACCUACACCACAUUCACUGGCUUCCUUGUUUAUCAUAUUUAAAGCUU